Molecule: messenger RNA, 7881 nt
Organism: Sitophilus oryzae (rice weevil)
Lineage: Eukaryota; Metazoa; Arthropoda; Insecta; Coleoptera; Curculionidae
Gene: dom
Product: helicase domino
Exons: 24
Coding region: 233-7822 (2529 amino acids)
Cellular component (GO): Swr1 complex
Molecular function (GO): histone binding; ATP-dependent chromatin remodeler activity; ATP hydrolysis activity
Source: RefSeq, a predicted model, not a curated record
GCCGUCACAGCUCGUUCUCGUUCGAAGCCCGUUGGUCGCCAUGUUUGUGAGGGGCGAUUCGUCCUUGUGAACGGGUAAAAUGCCAGAAAUACACGAUAUAUUUUAUAAUUUGUUCAUAACGUGAAGUACCAAAUUGUUCUUCAGAGUAUAAUUUUGAGUUUAGUGGUGUUUUUAAAGACGGAUGGUUAAGUUUUACGUAGAUAUUUUGUGAUUACAUUAUGAGUAAUCAGUGAUGAGUGAUGAUACUCCGGGGGCAGGGCAGGGUGCUCUGCCCCCGCGAGACAGCCAAAGCCUUCGGGCAACGGCAGAGCGCCCUACAACGAUGAGAUUAACGCAAGUCGGAGGUGGGCAGUACGUUUUGGCCACUUCUCAGCCCCACGGAACAGUGCCGGCUUUAGCCCAGAUCAGUGCUGGAGGUAGUAUAACUAGCGUGCAGGGAGGAGUGACUCGAAUUAUUAACAUAAGUCCUUCAAGAGGACAGCAAACAUCAUCAUCUUUAAGACCUAGUUUAACGAAUCAAUCUAUAGUGAACGUACUGAAGUCUCGGGGGAACUCGAACGUCAAAUUGCAUUUGUAUCAAAACAAUGAUUCCAGCUCAAAUACGACGCAAUCGGUUGUAUCUCAUCCUCGCGGCGGGAUCAAACGGGUAUCAUCAACGACCCCAGAAAAGAAAGAUUCGUUUUCAGUGAAAUACCAACGAGUAAUGAAUCAUAUGAUAGUGAGGUCAAAGUUCGUCAAAGAGAAGUAUGCAGAACAUUUGGUUGAAUCGUUCUACUUAGGAGCUGGAGGUAAUAUAUUGGAUCUGUAUCAGUACGCGAAAAGACCCAAAACGCAAGCUUAUUUAGCGUACAUGAAAGAACACGCUAUAGAUCCUAAAGACGUGUCUGAAGAACUAUCCAGUGUCACAAUCCCCCAAACUACCCCAAGCACUCCUUCAGCUACCGAAGUUACCUCCCUCCCUGGUUUGCUACCUAACGUGAACCAUCACACGCCCAGUACACCCACUACAACCACCACGGUUGUUCCGUCAACCCCUGAACCUGUAACACCAGUUCCAGCGAAAUCUUUAUCCACCUCCGUCAAUAGCCAAGAACAAAUUGUGGAAAAAGCUAAACAAGAGGCUUACGUAGUUCAGAGGAUAUCAGACCUACAAAAAGAUGGUCUGUGGUCUGAAAAACGGUUGCCUAAAGUGCAGGAGAUGUCCAGGACGAAAGCCCAUUGGGACUUUUUACUGGAGGAAAUGGUUUGGUUAGCGGCCGAUUUCGCGCAGGAAAGAAAGUGGAAGAAAGCCGCUGCCAAGAAAUGUGCCAGAAUGGUGCAGAAAUAUUUCCAGGACAAAGCUUUAGCGGCUCAGAAAGCUGAAAAAGCUCAGGAACAACAUCUCCGUCGGAUAGCGGCGUUUUGCGCCAAAGAAAUCAAGGUCUUUUGGGGCAACGUCGAAAAACUGGUCGAAUACAAACAAAAUACGAUUCUAGAAGAGAAAAGGAAGAAGGCUUUAGACCAACAACUCAGUUUCAUCGUCGAUCAAACGGAGAAAUACUCACAACUGUUAGCGGAAGGGAUGAAUAAGUCUGCCGUCGAAGUACCCUCAACGAAUAUAUCGCCGAAGUCUAGUUCGAGGCAUCAUUCGGACGACGAAUUCAACCCCGAUGCACAAAGCGAAGAAGACGAUGAAGAAACGAUUGAACAGGAAGAAGCUAUUCUAGAAACUGCGGAACAAACGGCGGAAGUCGAAGCACUACAACGGGAAUCUCAGCUGGAACUUGAUGACCUUCUCGAAGACGAUUUCUUGCGGAAUUACUUAUUGAAUCGAGAUAAAAUCCGACUCAGUGAGUCCGACGAAUCCGACGAUGAAAAGGAGGACAAGAAAAGUAAAGCGAGUGUUAGUAAAAGCGUCAAAGAACCAGUCAAAUCCGAUUCGGAGUCGGAAGACGAAAAUUCGGAAUCCGACGAUGAAAGCGGCGAAGAAAUGGAGACUUCGAUGGCUGAAAACCAAAGCUUAAAACUUCUAGUUGACGAUUCUCAAAAAGUCGAGGGAGAAAAGACAAAGACUGACGAAAAAGACGACCUGAUAAACGACGCCGCUAAAAUAGCGGAGAGUAUUCAGCCCAAAGGCAACACUCUGUCUUCCACAACCGUCUCGACGAACGUACCUUUCCUGCUGAAGUUGCCUUUGAGAGAAUACCAACAUAUCGGUCUGGACUGGCUUGUCACCAUGUACGAGAGAAAAUUAAAUGGUAUUCUAGCAGAUGAGAUGGGUUUGGGUAAAACCAUUCAAACCAUCGCACUUUUAGCGCACUUAGCUUGCGAAAAAAGUAACUGGGGACCCCAUCUCAUAGUCGUUCCGACUUCGGUCAUGCUGAAUUGGGAGAUGGAGUGCAAAAAAUGGUGUCCAGCCUUCAAAAUUUUGACUUACUAUGGUACUCAAAAGGAACGAAAACUUAAAAGGACUGGUUGGACCAAGCCAAACACCUUUCACAUUUGUAUAACGUCGUAUAAGUUAGUUAUUCAAGACCAUCAGAGUUUCCGAAGGAAAAAGUGGAAAUACCUUAUACUGGAUGAAGCUCAAAACAUCAAGAACUUUAAAUCGCAAAGGUGGCAACUGUUGUUGAAUUUCCAAACUGAGAGGAGGCUCCUAUUAACCGGAACUCCUUUACAAAACAACUUGAUGGAGUUAUGGUCUUUGAUGCAUUUCUUGAUGCCCAACGUGUUCCAAUCGCACAGGGAAUUCAAGGAGUGGUUUUCGAAUCCAGUAACUGGUAUGAUCGAAGGAAAUUCUGAAUACAAUGAUAGUAUUAUUAAAAGACUGCAUAAAGUACUAAGGCCGUUCUUGCUGAGGAGGUUAAAGUCCGAGGUAGAGAAACAAAUGCCCAAGAAAUACGAACACGUGGUUAUGUGUCGGUUAUCGAAAAGGCAGCGGUUUUUGUACGAUGACUACAUGUCAAGGGCCAAGACUAGAGAGACAUUAGCCAGUGGGAACUUGCUUAGUGUAAUUAAUGUUCUUAUGCAGUUGCGGAAAGUGUGCAAUCAUCCGAAUUUGUUCGAAGUCAGGCCUACCAUAUCUCCGUUUCAGUGCGACAAUAUUAAAAUUCACAUUCCUUCUAUUGUAUAUUCAGCUUUGCAGUACGACGUGUUUAAGCACGUCAAUUUGUACGGUAUGAAUUUUUUACUAAUAAUGUUAGAGAUGCACCUGGGAGCCUAUCAGUGUUACCGUAUGCGACAAUCGGCGAAAAGAGACUUAAAUUCCAUUAAAUUCGUGGAACAUAAACCGCUGUGUCCGCCUAGUAAAUUAAGUAUGAAAGUGAAAAUUCGAGACAAGACGGAAAUCAAGCAGGAGGAUAAAAAGGAGGUGCCUACCAAGACUACCACCGUCACAACACAGCCCAACAUGAAAAUGAAGCUGUCUGGGGUGCAGCUAGUCACACAGGGGAUAGUUAAAACUAUUCCUUUGGUAAAUAUAUCUCAAGCUGGUGGACAAGUGCAAGUAGGAGCACCAAUAAACGUAUCUUCAGUUUUGAAGCCUGCCGAUAAGUUAUCUGCUAGUUUUGCUCAGUUAGUGCAGACUUCGACGGGGAAACACCUGUUGUUAACAUCAAAUCCUAAUAUAACGGGAAAUAUUCCGGUGACAUCAACAUCAGCAGGUGGUCAAAAACUGACGUUCUUAUCCAAACAACCGAUCUCGGCUUCGGGCAACGCCAAAUCCAUCACCAAAGCCUAUGUCAAGUUCCAGCUGAACUCGGUCACGACCGGCACAACCACUUCAACCUCGAACUCAACUGCCUCGAUACUGGCCAAAGUGGAGGACGGCCUCAGGCCGGUCAGUUCGAAUUUUUUAGGACAACUUUAUUCAAAACAAAACAAUUUAGAUGUUCGGUGGAAAAAGGAUGAGAAAAGGAGUGGCGUGGCGGACAUAUCCAGAGCAGAUUAUAAAAGGAGAAUGCAGCUGAUGAGGCGGGUCAAUGAACGACGCUGCUCAGCUCUUCCCUUAUAUGGAAAGGACUUUCAAGACGUGAUAAAAAUUUUCAAGCCAAAUAAGGACGCCCCCUGGUCCGGGGGUUACAUAAAUUGUUUGAACGCCCUGUUUUCCAAAAACGUGGACGAGACGACCAGCUUCCUGUGCGACACUCUGUACAGUCCGGAGAGGCGUAUCCAGCAAUUAAAAGAUAUUUGUGAUAGGUUUAUAUUUUAUGUACCUGCAGUCAAAGCGCACGAAACGGAAAUCAGGGUCUGGCAUCCGCCUCCUAGCGAGUACUGGAUGCGCAAAGAAGAAAAACAACUCAUUCAGCGAUUAUUCUCCAAACCGGCAACGCCCUUGCAUCAUAUUGCUUCAGCCAUGGUCACCCAAUUCCCCGAUCCACGACUUAUUCAAUAUGACUGUGGAAAACUGCAGACUUUGGACAAACUUCUUCGACAUCUGAAAACGGAAAAUCAUCGCGUUUUGCUAUUUACUCAGAUGACCAAGAUGUUGGAUGUGUUGGAAGCAUUCUUGAACUUCCACGGGCAUAUUUAUUUGAGGCUGGAUGGUACAACGAAGGUUGAUCAACGACAGGUGCUGAUGGAACGAUUCAAUGGAGACAAACGGAUAUUCGUCUUUAUUUUGUCAACGCGAUCUGGUGGUGUGGGUGUGAACCUCACCGGUGCAGAUACAGUUAUUUUUUACGAUUCAGACUGGAACCCAACCAUGGACGCUCAGGCUCAAGACCGUUGUCACAGGAUUGGUCAGACCAGGGACGUCCAUAUUUACAGAUUGGUUAGUGAAAGGACCAUAGAAGAGAACAUUCUCAAGAAAGCCAAUCAAAAGAGAUUGUUAGGAGAUCUAGCCAUUGAGGGUGGUAACUUUACAACAGCCUAUUUCAAAAGCACGACAAUUCAAGACCUGUUUACUAUCGAUAACAGCGUGGAAUCUGCAGCACAAAGAAUGUCGGAAAUCCUAGAUAGCCGGAAAGAGAAAGUUGUAGUUAGUGAACCGGCAACGCCGCAAGGCGACGAAAAAUCCGCUAUUGGUGCUCUGGAAAAUGCUCUGGCGGCUUGUGAAGAUGACCAAGACGUUCAGGCUGCUAGAACAGCUAAGGCUGAAGCUGUAGCUGAUUUGGCAGAGUUUGAUGAAAACAUUCCUUUGGAUCAAGAGCCUGAAAAAGAACCGGAAAUCAGUAAAGCAGAACAGGAAAUCAAUAACAUCAUUGAAAAGCUGUCGCCAAUCGAAAAGUACGCGAUGAAGUUCAUCGAACAGACGGAAUCCGCCUGGUCAGCCGAACAACUGGCCGCUGCUGAAAGACAGAUCGAAGAACAGAAACGCGAAUGGGAACAGAACCGGAUGGCAGCCAUGCGCGAAGAGGAGGAACGAAGAGCCAAAGAACUGGAACAGGAGAGCGAAAUCAUCACCUACACUCGCGAGGACGCCACCAACCAGGUAUGGGUUUCUGAUAACACCAUGGAACAAAUGCCGAUGUGGUGUCCACCAACUCCUCCCCAGCAAGAUACCGACGUCUACAUGGACCAAACCAUGUCGUUCCUCUACGACAACAAUGUCAUGUCUGAGUCUCAACUGCCGCCCAUUUACGUCAAAAGAGAAACUAAACGCCGACUAGAUCCAUCCUACGGUAUAGACUGCAGACGCCCGUUGAAAAUACCUAGAAAAGAGGAAGUCUCCAACGCACCGAAAUCUUUGUUCCAUUCACCGGCCCUGAUGAAAAUGAGACGCGAUCUCAAACUUCAGAAAUAUCAGAGGGGUUUGAUCAGACCGUCACUAGCGAUACCUGGGAAAUCUAGUUCAAAAAGUUCUGAGCACUCGUUGUACCACAACUGGACGAUUCACGAAGAUAUGGCUCUUUUGAAGGUGAUACAGACCUUUCAACGUUUGCCGCUGGACUUGAUUGUAACAAUGCCUGGGCAGACGCCAAAUUGGGAUUUCGUAGCUGAUUAUGUCAAUUCUGUCUCCGUUACGUACAGGUCUGCCAAACAGUGCAGACAAAGGUAUGAAACUCAUCUGAUUCACAUCGAAGAAGGCAAAUACGCAGCCUUGGAUAACGCGAUGCGCAAGAAGAAAAAAUCUGGCCAAUUACAAAAGGUAUCUUUACCAAAUAAGUCCAGACCUUCCAUGCGCACGCUCCAGUUAUACAACCAGGACAACAACGCCACGUUCACACAGCUAUUGGUUGACAGAUACGAUAUUUUGAAAUCCAUAUCGAACAAGCGCAUGCCCACUACAAGGACGGUAGUGAACAAUCCUUUGAUGAACAAAACCAAGAGCUCGCAUGUGCUUAAGGAGUGCGGUAUCGACUUGGAACACCCUAUAUCUCCGGUAGAGGUGGCAGCUAGACGAGCUGAGCGUAUAGCUAAAGAGAAGAAAACUGUAACUAGCGAGCAAAUGGCAAAGCUGCAGCUGAUGAAACUAGCUAAUCAGCAGAAUCAGGCGUCUUCUUCCACAGCUUCUACGUCAAAUCAGACGUCACAGUCUACUUCGGGAGUACCUGUAGUGGCUAUUUCCACGACGCAAGUUGUGGUUUCACAGUCACCUGUAGUGGUUACUACGACUGCAGUGGCGGCGACUACACCAGGGACCUCACCAAGUACAUUGAGAACUCAAAAAAUAAUCGCAUCACCUCUUCAGACUUCAACUGUUGUUUCUGGUCUGAGUCCUGCGCAGCUUCAAGCUGCCACCCAGCGGCUCAUAGUGACAGCUGGUGCGGCAGGCCAAGCAAAAACCGUCGUUGGCAAUGCUGGAGUAUCCGGUAAACAGUUGAGUCAAGCUCAGCUUCAACUGAUUCGACAGGCAUCGCUUAAGUCUCAUUUGAGAAUAGCGAAUAGUUUAUCUCAAGUUGGCAAGACUUCCACUGUAACCAUUGGCGGACAACAAGCAGUGGUACAGUUCACGCAGGCUCAGCAACCAAGAGCUCAGUUUGUUAGGCAAGGCACGGUCACUGUCGGUGGGAAAGCAGGCGUGACAAGAACUGUCACUGACAGUGAAGUGGCGCAGUUACUCAAGAAGCAGCAUCAGCUUCAGCAACAGAAGCUUGCAGCUGCUGGAAACGCACAUGCGGGUAAUUCAAGUGGGGGUGGUACAAUUCACGGGUUGUCGCCUCAAGUUUUUGCGCAGGCUAUUCAGCAAGCUAGUAGUUCCGGUACUCAGGUAGCUACAUUGGUUAAAGCUGUUCCUAGUUCGUCAGGAACGAGUCAAACCGUAACGAUACCUGUAACAGGAGUUACACUUACCACUCCCGGUGCCAAGACUAUAGCUCCGCCCAUCAAAUGCACUACGCCCCAAUUUCGACAGAUGCAAAUCCAACAGCAGCUCCUGGCCCAAAAACGACUGGCAGCAGGUCAGAAGUUGAGCAUAGCCCAAGUAGGAGGCAAAAGCAACGUCCAAACUCAACUGAUUGUGGGCUCGAAGCCUCUGUCCACCGCCAUGACAGUUCAGCAAUUCCAACAAGUGAUCAGGGCUCCGCUGAACGUUUCUCAGACUCCUGUGGUUUUAGCAAAGGGUACUCCAAGGGUUAUACCAGUUAAUACUGGGCAAGGCACCAAGCAGACUAUUCAGGUUGUGGCAGCUACAUCGCAAGGUCUGGGUGCUGCUCUUAGACCGCAAGGUGCCACUACAAUAGCCGGCAUAAAGCUACAGGGUGCUACGAGUACGUCUCAGCAGGCUCUGUUAUCUCAAGUGUCUGCCGCUUUAAGUCAGAGUGCUGCAAGACAGAAUAGUCCAGUUCGAAUCCAGACUGCCAGUGGCCAGCCGAUUGUCGCCGUGACUGUACAGUCUCCGUCACAAGCUGGCCAAUCGCCAUCCCCAAAUCCCGAUCAAGUAAGUAGGUUUUUGAAGAAAUAACCUGCUAGAACGGAAAUAGCCACUUGCUUGAACAUUUAUUCUUUUUGUGUACGUCUUAC